AUGGCCGCACAAGCAAAUAAAACCGCAAUCAUAGGCCACCGAGGUUGGGCGGCCGGGCCCAUCGUCGAAGCUUUGGCAACUGCAUCAGUGCAGCCUAUCCGUAUCCUGUAUCGAGCCGGCUCACCCGUCGGAAAUAUGCCAAAGAAUGUCGAGUUAGCAGAAUAUUCUUGGGACCAAGAAUCGAGUCUUGAAACAGCUUUGAGGGGUGUUGACAUUCUUAUUUCUCUUAUCGGCCAUGAUGGGCUUCAUAUGCAACAGAAGCUGAUACAGCCCAUGAAAGCUGCGGCUGUGAAACUAUUCGCGCCGUCAGAUCUUGCUCUGCCAUACACAGCAGAGGAGAGUGCAACUGUUGCUGUCCCGAGAGAAAAAAAGGAACUAAAGCACGCACUUCAUGACGCCGGCAUACCUACCGUUACUGUUGUAAUUGGAAACUUCACGGCCUUCGCAUUACAAUCGCCUUAUAUAGGCAUUGACGUCCCUCAAAAUCGAAUUGUUUUCACCGGGAAUAGUAAGACGCAGCCCGUCUACCUCUGUUCUCGAAAGUACGUCGCUGCCGGUUACGCCUCUAUUUUCGUCUAUAACUCGCCUACCAGCUUGAGUGGCCGUACAAUAGGGUUGAAUGAGCUGCAUCCUACAGGUGCGGAGAUAGCUGCAGCGAUGGAGGAGCGUGCUGGACGACCUCCCCAGACUGCGGAGGAAAGCAUUGAGAACAUGAGAUUGCAGGCCUUGGAAGGUAAUUUGGCGGCCCUAGUUCGGAAGAAAAUGGGUGAAGGCACACAUGAUGUGGGGUCUGAUAUUUGGGAUGUGGCGGGGUAUCCGAAGACUACUAUCAGAGAGUUGAUUGUGGAUGGCAAAUUGGACGAGGAGCAGUCCUAUAUUCAGCCGAGCGAAGACACCUUGCAUCUCCUGGACAAAUACUUCGCUUAGGCUGACAGGUCAAAAUGUCUGCUUGAUUGUGGUUUCUCAUGGUGUUUCUCGCAUCUUUUGUACAGAUGCAAGAGAGCUUCAAAUUUCAAAUGGUUGAGAACCACUUUAGUUUCCCUUUUCCUCGAACCAAUACCCAGAAACUCUGCGGCCAAACGAAGUAGAGAAAUCUGCUGUAUCGAUAACUGUCGUACAAGAGACGCUACCAGCUCAUGGAUACUUCAUGUACCUAGCUAUGUACAAAGGCAUUCUUUCAAACAAAAUUGACAAAAGGUGUCCAUGCUUCGCUUGCUUUUGUAGCAUUGUGUCCUUGUUUUUAAACUCAAAGAUUACAGUGAAUCCAUUCAACAUUUGCAAACUCAGUGAGUUGCAUGUAACAUCAAUGCCCAUGCUUUUCCCUCUGGACUGCCAAUAGUAUAAAGUGUGUUGCUUCUGUAAGUGUAGGGGUCCACUGCAGGAGAAAUGAUACCGCUCUUCACAGAGCGUGAAACCGCGUCCAAGCUAGUCUUUGCCCAAGAAGUGUAUCGGCUCCCAAAAGUAGCGGGCGACAGAACUGCCAUUUGAUAUAUAUUAGAUCUAAUGUUUUAGAUUA
This is a messenger RNA of Botrytis byssoidea, 1516 nucleotides long. RefSeq lists its product as uncharacterized. The transcript has 4 exons. The record is from RefSeq and is a predicted model, not a curated record. Lineage: Eukaryota; Fungi; Ascomycota; Leotiomycetes; Helotiales; Sclerotiniaceae. Bases 1 to 927 code for a protein of 308 amino acids.